Adineta ricciae is the source of this 1065-nucleotide messenger RNA. The record is from the annotation of a GenBank genome assembly. Lineage: Eukaryota; Metazoa; Rotifera; Eurotatoria; Adinetida; Adinetidae.
AUGAAUAUGGCUAUCCAUCUCAACUGGCUUUCAAUACUGAUGCUAUGCGUAGUUCUGCCUUGUAUCUUUCAACAAGAAGUAAAUGGUGCUGCAAUUACUGAAACAACGGUGGAAGAAUCAAUCAAUGAAGAGACUACAGCGGAACUUGAGACAGUUACUGAAGAGGCAUGUGGUCCAUGUAAUCUCAAAGGCGAUCCGUUACUGGCUGGUCCUCAACCACCAUUUGAAGCUGAGACACAAGAUUAUCCAGGUUUGGAAAGUAAAAUGAAUCCACGACCUGACUACGGAUAUCGAUCCUACGGCGGUAACGAACGACUUCAAGGCAAAGUAGCGAUCAUUACUGGUGGUGAUAGUGGAAUCGGUCGUGCGGUGGCAUUAGCAUUCGCACGCGAAGGUGCUUCUAUCGUAAUUUCAUACUUAAAUGAAACUGAAGAUGCGGAAGAAACUAAAAAAUUGAUCGAAGACCAAGGACAAGAAUGUAUUCUUAUUCCUGGUGAUAUCGGCGAUGAAGAUCACUGUAGAAAAAUUAUCAAUGAAACAGUGACCAAGUUCGAACGAAUCGAUAUUUUAGUGAAUAAUGCCGCAUAUCAAGGCAAAAUGCUCGACGAAUCGAUCGAAGGAAUGAGUCACGAGCGCGUUUUAUACACGUUUAAAACAAAUAUUGUUUCAAUGUUCGACCUUACACGUUUUGCUGUACCGCAUAUGCCCAAAGGAUCAUCAGUUAUCAACGUUGCUUCCAUUCAAGCUUAUCACCCUAGUGCCGGUAUUCUUGAUUAUGCUGCAACGAAAGCAGCUAUCGUAGCAUUUACAAAAGGUCUUGCUGGUCAUAUGCUUGGAAAAGGUAUUCGAGUCAAUUGUGUUGCACCUGGACCUGUCUGGACUCCGUUAAUAGUAUCCAGUCUUUCCAAAGAACACAUUGCACAAUUCGCUGCAGACCAUCCAAUCAAACGUCCAGCUCAACCACGAGAGGUGGCACCGGUUUUUGUAUUUCUCGCAGCAGGCAGAGAUUCGUCAUACAUCACCGGUGGAGUAUUCUCUGUCACGGGUGGUCUCAUAACUGCUUAA